AUGGCAAAGAGGACUGUGUCAGUGCAGGUACUGCUGCUCAUUGUACAUGGCAUCCUAGUGCCAGCUUCAGCACAAGUCUGCAGCCUGCUUGAAUGUAAUACAGUUGAUGCUUUUAUUCACCACAGCUUAAACUUGCGCGAGUUUAAAUUUGCUCAGACGCUGAUUUUUGCCCUUGAGGAGAUUAAUAACAGCACACAGUUGUUGCCUGGUAUUUCUUUGGGCUAUAAGAUAUAUGACUCAUGUCGCUCUUUCACUCAAACAAUCAUCUCAGGCAUGGCUUUAAUGAACGGUUAUGAAGACACUUUGAGUGAUACAUCCUGCCCUAGACCACCAGCUGUUCAUGCCAUUGUUGGAGAUUCAGCAUCCUCAUCCACCAUUGGCUUGGCCUCUGUAGUUGGUCCAUUCAGCUUACCUGUUAUCAGUCAUUUUGCCACAUGUGCAUGCUUGAGUGACAGAAAAAGGUAUCCAUCCUUCUUCAGAACAAUACCCAGUGAUUAUUACCAAAGCAGAGCACUGGCUCAGCUUGUCAAGCACUUUGGCUGGACCUGGGUUGGGACAGUCAGGAGUCGCAAUGACUAUGGUAAUAAUGGAGUUGCAGUAUUUGAGGAGGCUGCAAAAGAAGAGGGGGUUUGUAUUGAAUACUCAGAGGCCAUAUUAAACAAUGAUCCACAAGAACAGUUUCUGAAGACACUGGAGGUGAUCAAAAAGGGCACUGCCAGGGUUGUGCUUGCUUUUAUUGCAUUAGGAGAUUUUCUCCCCCUCCUGAAAGUAAUUUUGCAACACAAUAUCACAGGGAUACAGUGGGUUGGCAGUGAAUCCUGGAUCACUUCUCGAACUCUUGCAGAAACAAAGGAAUACAGUUUCCUUUCUGGAGCUGUGGGUUUUGCUAUAGCAAAUGCCAAUAUUAUGGGUCUGCGAGAGUUCCUAGUGAAUGUGCACCCUGAUCAAGAACCAAAAAAUUUACUUUUAAAAGAAUUUUGGGAAAUAGUUUUUCAGUGCUCGUUCAGAAACAUUGGCAGUGAUGGCUGUACUGGUUCAGAGAGACUUGCAGAGCUGCAAAAUGAAUAUACUGACAUAUCAGAGCUACGGAUAGUAAAUAAGGUGUACACUGCAGUCUAUGCCGUCGCAUAUACACUACAUAACAUAUUAAAAGACUUCAGAUCCUCCAGCAACAGCAGCAAAAUAGGAUGGCUUAUACCACAAAUGGUGUUGAAGUAUAUGAGGGAUGUGAGAUUCACUGUUAAAACAGGUGAAGAAAUCUUUUUUGAUGAAAGUGGUGAUCCAGUAGCACGAUAUGACCUUGUUAACUGGCAGCCUGCUGAGGAUGGAAGUCUGCAAUUUGAGCAUGUGGGCCUCUAUGACAGCUCACUGCCUUCAGAACAUCUUCAAGUCAAUCAGGAACACAUACUAUGGGCAGAGAAAAGUGGACAGUUGCCUGUGUCCGUGUGCAGUGAGAGCUGCCCCCCCGGCACUAGGAAGGCUGUGCAAAAAGGUCGACCUGUCUGCUGUUAUGACUGUAUUCCAUGUGCAGAGGGAGAAAUCAGUAAUGGCACAGAUUCUAGUGACUGCUUUCCUUGUGAUUUGGAGUACUGGUCGAAUGAAAGGAAAGACAGAUGUGUAUUAAAAGUGGUUGAAUUCCUGUCUUAUACAGAAAUCAUGGGGAUGGUGUUCUGUAUUUUUUCAUUUAUUGGAGUGUUAUUAACAGCAAUGGUAUAUUUUCUGUUUUAUCUUCAUAAAGAAACAUCUAUUGUAAGAGCCAACAACUCAGAAAAAAAAAAAAGAAAAUAUGGGCGGUUCCUUGAGAUAAUUCGUUAG
Messenger RNA from Sinocyclocheilus grahami, 1815 nucleotides. Its product is annotated as extracellular calcium-sensing receptor-like. NCBI's taxonomy places the organism in Eukaryota, Metazoa, Chordata, Actinopteri, Cypriniformes, Cyprinidae. The record is from RefSeq and is a predicted model, not a curated record. Gene Ontology annotation, molecular function: G protein-coupled receptor activity. Bases 1 to 1815 code for a protein of 604 amino acids. The transcript has 8 exons. Gene Ontology annotation, cellular component: plasma membrane. Gene Ontology annotation, biological process: G protein-coupled receptor signaling pathway.